Tuber aestivum (summer truffle) is the source of this 3919-nucleotide messenger RNA. The record is from the annotation of a GenBank genome assembly. Lineage: Eukaryota; Fungi; Ascomycota; Pezizomycetes; Pezizales; Tuberaceae.
UAGCAAGGUAAAAAGUGUAGUGUAGCUAUAUUCAGAAAAUCGUGAUGCCUUCAAAAAUGGUGGCUGCUCCCGCCUUUUCUUCCACCUCUCUUUUCCCCUCUUCAGCUUGAAGCUCAUUCACGAAGCCUUUCACCAAUAAUUUCCCUUGGCUAGUUUCCUUUCCCUUCCUUUUUUUCUUUUUCUUCCUCCUCUUCUUGGUCUAUUUCUCCUAUAAUAUACCAUCCUGCUCGUGUGGCUCCCUUGUCUCUGAGCGGGUAUCGCCUUUCUUCCCCCCUCCUCUAGCUCGCUGUUCCUUUCGCGUCUUUGCAUUUGCAUUGGUUGGUGGAGUUGUUGAUUCUUCCAAUUCUCUCUCCCUCCCUCUAAUAUCGCUCUGGAAGCGUUCGGUUAUCCACAACAAACACCACAGUAAUCCUCUUCUAUUUUUUUCAAUCCCUGCCUUUCGACCAAUUUCUCUUCUCUGCCUCCCUUUCUUUUUGAGGGAUCAGCGCACCGGUACCCCGCGAUCAAUUCUAAUCCGAGGCAUUGUUAGUCUGUCUCCCGGAUAAUUUUAGUUGUCAUAGUUUGGAUUUUGCUGUUGUAAGCGCCCACCCACAUUUUUUUUCCUUUUUUCUCAAUUCACGACCUUUCCCCCCCUCCCUUUCCUGCACUUCGAGGGGCGGUUGUUCAGUAGAGCCCAGCGAUGCUCGUUAAUGCUGUUGUGUGGUAUCGCCCGAGCUCUCUGCGUGGCCUGAGAAGUGCAUAUGAGGACAAUGAUUCCCUCCCUCCCGAAACCGUGGGCUUGGUCAAAGCAGAAGGGCUCACUGGAGAUCUAGAAAAUAAGUUGGUCAUAUAUUCCUUUCUGGUCCAAUUGCUUUUUUGUUUUUUAUACUCUCUCUAUCUCCGCCGACCCCCGCGGUGCAGUACCUCCGAUCUCGACCUGUCGAUAAGGUGAGUGAUAGUCACUUUGAAUUUCUCUAUUCCGGAGGAAAUAGAGAAGUUGCGUCUGUUCAAUUGAGGUUGAUCUGACGGGUCUAUAUGUAGUUCUGGAACUUUGGAAGACUACCGCGGAGAAGCGUUUUUUCUUCUUCUACCUCUUCUCAACCUAAUUGUAAUCUUACGACCCGAUAGACCCUAAGUCCGAGAGGCUCCCCGAUCUUGGCGUUUUUUUCCCCUCUCCCCUCUCCCGAUAUCUCUACGGCACAACAGUCUUUUGCUACGCACCAGGGAAGUUUGUUGUUCUGUCAGAUUUUCAACGGUCGUCGGUCUGGUUCUUAAUUCAUUGGUCGAAGCCCUGCGGCAACGGUCUACUCUGGAUCCGUAUAUUCCAAUCCUGCCAGUCCCUGCAUCUGCAUUUACGUUACAGCAAGGGCCCGCCAGAUCCUCCUACUACUGUAGGUUGCUCAGGUAGCUUUGCCGAAUACCCGGACCCACUUUGAGCAUUAGCUUGCUGGAACAAGAAAAUCUUGCGAGAAAACAGAAGGACGAGGGGAUAAUUGAAAACUCGGAGUGGGAGAAAAAUAGAGGAAGAGAAGAAGGAAAGAAAAAAAAGACCAAGAAGGGAGAGUAACAUACUAAAGCAGAAGAGCAGGUUAGAACGGUGUCAGGUUAUAUUUCAUAAACGAUAUCAUUAAGCAUGUUUUCAACUUCCCCGGUCACAAGGGUACCAUAUUUGCACAACCAACCCGCAAUCCAGAAGAAGGUGGGGGAAGAGAUGACGGUGGCGGUGGGAAACGCUUACGGCGGUGCUUGUGCAACAAAUCCUGACACUACAACUAACUCCACUCUUGCUUCUUCUGAUUCACAAACCUCCUCUCGUCUGUCCUCCGCAGCCUCAACUAAUAAUCCUGCACCCAACCCAAUCUUAAAAACUCCCGCCCUCCACCUUGCCGAUGCCCUUCCCGUCCCGGGUUCCCCGAAUCAACAUAAACAACCACAGUCGCCCUCGAAGCCCUCGUUCUUCCUCAAGUCUCCUACCUCGUUUAGCACACACAGAAACUCCAUCGAUAGCGUUCCCCGCCAGACUCUGCUCAAAGCGUUAGCUUCUCGACACCUGUCGUUGGAUCCGGCCACGCUUACAGCCAGUCUUGACAACGUAAUGACUUCUCCUUCACCGCUACCCAACGAUGAGGGAAAUUUUACCGAGUAUCACGACGCGAUGGAGUCCAUUAGCAGUGUUCCCAACACCGCAAAGCUCCUACCGGCACUCCAAUCGCCCUGUUUCUACCAUCAGCGCUUUGACAACACUAUCAACGUCGACCGCGUCCUUGAAGAGAUUGCGGGCGAUGAGUACACCUCGCAUUCACGGCUCGUCCAGACUGCGUUAGGUGUCCGUGAAGUGGCCCGUCAAUUGCAACGACGCAACUGUAAGAUGAACGUCAGAAAUAUCAUGAUUGUCACCAAGGCUCGAGAUAAUCAGCUUGUCAAUCUCACCCGAGAGUUGGCCCACUGGAUCAUGCGCACGCCUAGAUACGGGGACAAACUUGGUGUUAAUGUGUACGUUGACAAGAAACUGAAAGAGUCGAAGCGAUUUGAUGCUGCUGGCUUGCUUAGGGAGGAGCCUAGGUUUAAAGACAUGUUGAGAUACUGGACACCUGACCUCUGCUGGAGCAAUCCCGAGACUUUUGACCUUGUCUUGACUCUUGGUGGAGAUGGGACCGUCUUGUUCACCUCUUGGUUAUUCCAGCGCAUUGUUCCACCGAUUCUUAGCUUCUCGCUGGGCUCUUUGGGAUUUCUGACAAACUUCCAGUUUGAGUCCUAUAAAGAACAUCUGAAUAAGGUCUUGGCCGAGGGGAUGAGAGUCAACAUGAGAAUGCGAUUUACUUGCACUGUCUAUAGAGAUGAGGGUGACGGACAAAUGUCAGAGGGUGACCAAUUCGAGGUUCUUAACGAGCUUGUCAUUGACCGUGGUCCAUCCCCGUACGUCUCCAAUUUGGAGCUGUACGGAGACGAUGAUCUUUUGACCGUUGUUCAGGCUGACGGUUGCAUCUUCUCCACUCCUACCGGUAUGUCUUAUUGGCUCCGUCACUCAUUAACCAAGGCUAACAUAUCCUAGGCUCAACCGCAUACUCCCUCUCUGCCGGCGGCUCUCUCGUCCACCCAGACAUACCCGCCAUUCUACUAACCCCCAUCUGUCCACACACCUUGUCGUUCCGUCCCAUGCUCCUCAACGACUCCAUGCUCCUCCGCAUAUCUGUCCCUAAAUCUUCCCGCGCUACCGCCUGGUGUGCGUUCGACGGCAAAGGACGUAUCGAGCUGAAGCAAGGCGACCAUGUAACCAUUGCCGCUUCGCAGUACCCCUUCCCAACUGUCCUCAGCGCUCCAAAUGAAUGGAUCGACUCGGUCUCGCGCACUCUCCGUUGGAACACUCGUGCUGCUCAGCAGAAAGCCUGGGAGGGGGAUAGCACGUCAAGCGAUGGACCCAACGUUGUCGAAGAAUGGGAUAUCGACACUGAUAGUGGUGUGUACGAUUCCGGCAGUGACGAGACGGGGAAGAGUAGUCCGCUUAGGCGCCAGAUGAGCCUCCUGAACUUUACCUAGGCUUUGUAGAAUAAUCCGUGUGGUUUGGCUGUGGGAUCUCCUUUAAUUCACUCUGUUUCUUAAUGGGUCAAUAGAGAUGGGCGUCGAGGAUUGUUUUUCUUCUUUCUAGCAUUCGUGUCUUAGCUUUAUUGGCACGUUAUUGUUCCUGUGUUUGGAAUCUUGGGUUCUGGGUGGGUAAACAAGUGGUAACGGAUAGGUGGAUCGAUGGAUACAGUGGGCACUAGAUGGAUCCAUAACAUGGAUGAUGUAUUUUUUUUCUUUCCUUCUCUUUCCGGAGUAUUCAAUGUAUAUACAACGUGCUCCUGGACGCUGCACUAGCUUUCCUUCUUUGUUUCCUUUCUCGGGGGUUUUUUCCGGAUAUGAACGAAUACACUAGAGGUUCAGUCUCAAUGUAUACCACUUA